AUGUCUCCUGAGGACAACAUGUCGAACUCUCCAGAUUUUUCGCCCUCAGAUUCGCCCACUAUGCAGUCCCUCGUGCUCCCAGUGGAGGUCAUCGAGGGCAUCAUCGACUGCUGCUCCUAUUACACGGACACACUACUCGCUUUUGCUCUCACUUGCCGUGACCUUCAUCCUCGUAGCAUCCUCGUUCUCUUCACGGAGGUGCUUCUCAGCGUGAAUGAGGAGAUCACAAAAUCGUUGCUCGGGAUAGCUCCACCACCGGAGACUACCCGCUCGCUUCACACCCUCAAUCACCGUCGUUCGUACCUCAUCUUCUCAUACUCAUCCUAA
Messenger RNA from Dichomitus squalens LYAD-421 SS1, 327 nucleotides. RefSeq lists its product as uncharacterized. Lineage: Eukaryota; Fungi; Basidiomycota; Agaricomycetes; Polyporales; Polyporaceae. The transcript has 2 exons. Bases 1 to 327 code for a protein of 108 amino acids. The record is from RefSeq and is a predicted model, not a curated record.